Gracilinanus agilis (Agile Gracile Mouse Opossum) is the source of this 660-nucleotide messenger RNA. RefSeq names its product zinc finger protein 69 homolog. The transcript has 3 exons. The record is from RefSeq and is a predicted model, not a curated record. Gene Ontology annotation, biological process: regulation of DNA-templated transcription. The coding region runs from base 103 to 537 and encodes 144 amino acids. Lineage: Eukaryota; Metazoa; Chordata; Mammalia; Didelphimorphia; Didelphidae.
GGGAAGUCCUAAGACAUUGGGAUUUCCCGGGGCUCCACUCUGGCCAGCCCAGGGGCCUCUGGUCCGCCCUACCCAGCCAGCCGCAGCAGCAAACCCAGUCAGAUGAAGCUAACGGAGUCAGGCCUUGUGUGCCCCCGCCCCGCCCCCCCUCGUGGUCUGGCAGCUUCGAGGAGAGCCAGGCUGCCUAAAGGCUCCUUCUGUCCCCCCAGCACAGGCAGCCACCACUCGGGCCUUGCCCAGGAGGGGAGCAUGGAGCAGGAGGCGGUGGCCCCUGGCAUCUGGAGACUUGGGGUCCAGUUUCAGGAAUCUGUAUCAUUUGAAGAGGUAGCCGUGGAUUUCAGCCAGGAGGAAUGGUGCUUCCUGAAUGCUGCUCAGAAGGAGCUGUACAAGGAAGUGAUGCUGGAGAACUAUAGGAACCUGGUUUCCCUGGGGCUUCCAGUUUGCAAACCGGAUGUGAUCUCCCAAUUGGAGCAAGGGGAAGCCCCCUGGAUGCUGGAGAGAGAAGGCCCCCUGAGAGCUUCCCUUGUAGGUGAGUGACUAAAACCAGCCCAGCCUGCUGCCAUAAACUCAAGGUAUCAUUUUCUGGAAAUGUGGGAGAGAAAACACUCCUCAAAGUACCUUCUCAGCCAGACUCUUUAGGAAGGACUGAAACUUGCUUCA